Paramecium sonneborni is the source of this 1212-nucleotide messenger RNA. The record is from the annotation of a GenBank genome assembly. NCBI's taxonomy places the organism in Eukaryota, Ciliophora, Oligohymenophorea, Peniculida, Parameciidae.
AUGUAAUAAUUUGGAACUAUUUCAUCAAUAAGUCUUUAUUACAGUAUAUAAGAUUUCCAUAAAAAGAAGAUGGGUUAAAGUAUAACCUAAUAAACUCCAAAUUCAUAGAUAUCUCCUUAAUUUAAAGUAAUUCUUCAGAAUCAAUUAUUUUGAAAAAUCAAAUUGAGUUUUAUUAAAUGUAUCUGAAGUAGAGAAAGGAUAAGAUGAUGUAUCAAUUAAUAAAGAUACAUUUUUGAGUUAUUGUUAAGUAAUUUGGGAUUUAAUAAGAAAAAAGGACGAAAUUGUAGAGAGAGUUGUUUGGGCAUUUUAUAAAGGAGAAUAUUUUACCUUUAGUGGAUUUAAGCACUUUUAUAAAUUAAUAGUUUUUUAAGAGAGAACUUUUGAAGAUUACAUCAAAUUUACUUAUGAUUUCUUUUAAUCUUCAGAUCAUAGUGAGAUUCCAUUUACAGAGAUUUAAGGAUUACUUAGAUUAUUGGUAUCAAGGAUAGAUGAUAAAAAUCAUGUUUUGAGUGAUCAAAUACUUAUGAAAUACUUAUGGAUAUUGUGAAUUAAAUUCAUAGGUAUUUAUAUAUGCUACUAAUUAUUAUAGACCUUAAGUAAUUUCAAAAGAAACAUUAUAGUAAUUGAUUUUUGAAGAUAAAAUCCUCCUACUGUCGUUUUUUAGAUGGUGUAUGAAUAAUCUUGAUAAAAUUGUGAAUUAUUAAUAUUUUUUAUUAACGACUACUUUGAUAAUGUAUGAAUAAUCAUAAAGAUAAGAACUAAUUGAGUUCAGGAAUUAUGUUAGAUAGGUCACAACUGCUAAAAUAAACAACACUUAAGAAAAGUCUCCAAAUAUAAAGAAUUCAACUAAAUAAUUGUCGUUUAUUUUGAAGAGUACACAACUAAAAUAGAAUGUAUAAGAACCUAUUAAGAUCAAUUAAAACAUGAAAACCAGUUAUGAACAAUCUUAUAUCUAAAGAUCUUAAUCUUAACCAUUCGUUUAAUUUGAUGCUAAUUGUUGGAAAGAAAACUAGAAUUCUUUUAGUAAAAAUAAAAAUCAAGGUUAUAUAAGUGUUUCUGAUUUGAUUAAAAUUAGCAAUGGUUUAAAUCAAAUGUCUAAAAAAGAAAUUCGUGAGAUGACUUCAACGUAUUAAUAUUUAUUUAUUUAGUUAUUUACAUUCACUACAUGAAUUAGAUUUGACUCUUAGCACUUUACUCAAAAGAAUAGACUGA